UUCUUUACCAAUUGCUCAUCUCUGUUCUUGGAGCCCUCCUGAAAGGAGACACGCAGCAGGUUCGCUGGGGAGACCCCUCGAAGCACCCACGGGGAAGCAGCGGAGGGCAGGAAGAUGCCUCUGGGGCUCCAUUUGGGUGCCUUGAUGAUCCUCCUGUUCCACACAGCCAGCCUUGUGGAGAGAAAGAUUGAAGUAAUCACGGUGGAAAUCUCUUUGGGGGACGUGAGUCUCAACUGCCCAGGAGAGAAAUCCCAGUGGUGGGAGGCCAAUUCCAGUCCAGGAAACAGCAGCACCCUGGUCUUCUCCGACUCAGACCAUCUGUUUGAGAUCGAAAGGGGGAAAGAACUUUUCUGUGGACAAAAGAGUCAGAAUGGCAAAUCGUGGAAGAUUUUUCUGAAGAUCAAAGGGUGCAAGGACUGUGUGGAGCUGAGCUUUGCCCUCGGGGCCAGCAUCAUCGUGGCUGACCUCCUGUUCACCUUGGGAGUCCUGCUCCUGGUCUAUUUCUGCAGCAAGAAGCAGCAGGCCCUCUUCAGGGCAGGUGCCCCACGACGGCUACGAGGCAAGUGCCUCUGUCUUUUCUCCCCCCCCUCCCCAGUGCAGGCCAGAUUUUAA
This is a messenger RNA of Protobothrops mucrosquamatus (brown spotted pit viper), 612 nucleotides long. RefSeq names its product CD3e molecule (gene CD3E). Gene Ontology annotation, cellular component: external side of plasma membrane; alpha-beta T cell receptor complex. The transcript has 4 exons. NCBI's taxonomy places the organism in Eukaryota, Metazoa, Chordata, Lepidosauria, Squamata, Viperidae. The record is from RefSeq and is a predicted model, not a curated record. Gene Ontology annotation, molecular function: transmembrane signaling receptor activity. The coding region runs from base 115 to 612 and encodes 165 amino acids. Gene Ontology annotation, biological process: cell surface receptor signaling pathway; positive thymic T cell selection.